UUAUGAACAGUCGUGGGCCAGCCAUGAAACCCGAGCCCAUCAUCAUGAUUCAUGAUAUUAAUUUACCCCCACAAAACAAAAUCAUACUCUGUUCGUCUUCUAGUGCUUGGAAGUUGGACCUUCAAAUCACGCCAAUGCCAUCCAAUUGGGUCGCUGAAUGUGUAGGACUGCAUUUCUGGCACCACGUCACACUUCACACUGCAGGCAGGACAGUAGGCAACAAUAGCCAGCCUCCUCAGCUUGCUUGCUCUCAGAGUCAGAACGUUGAUCCGAAAGGAAAUUUCUGGUCUGGACAGCCUCUCGUCACUUUUCAAAUCAACUUCCCUAUGUCCUACUAGUUAUUUGUUUCUCAGUCGUUGAUGCUUUGCCCAAUUUGCCAGCCCAUCCUCCGUGCCGUGUUGAUGGAAAACCCACUCAGGUUUGCUUAGCGUUUGUUUCAGAAACGCGAGAAAGAAAAGAGCAGCAGCAGCACAUGCAGCAAAGCUCUCAUUUUCCGUUUUCGGAAAGAUAUGCUUUGCUUUGGUUUUUGUUUGGUAGUAGGCAGUUACUAGGUUGGUGAAAGAAAGAAAGAAAUACUCCCAAUCUCUUCAUUUUCAGGCCGGAACGAAAAAAUAGCGCCAGAUAAAAUACAUGGCACCAGCAUGAAUUGACAAGUACGCCCUCCAACGAGCUGGGGUAAAUGAUUCUGUUUGAUCUGGUAAAAUCGUCAUUUCGCGCAUUCCUCUCUCUUCUCUAAACGCACCCUGCUCUGUUCUUACUUCUUAGGCACAGAGCACUGAGCAGAAUUAUGCAGGAGGCAGGAUCGUACCAUUCCCUUCUCAUCCCUUUUUGUCCCUUUCCGAUGACGACCCAGUUUUGAAUCCAUUUCCCCCAUCCAUUUUCAUCUUCUUCCCUCCUUCCAGCUUUCACAAAUCAAACGCAAUCAGGUACCAGUUUUCCAGCCUCGGCCUAGCCCUUCUUCUUGGUCCAUCCAUGGCGUCACUUAGCUGGUCGUUGUUGACCGCCCGUUAAGAUCGCUGCAUUUUCUGUUAUACCCACAAGCAUUUUCUGUCCGUCCAUAAUGUUCAAAUUGUUUUUAUGUAUUUUGUUGCAGCUGAUGGUUUUGGUUCAUUUCAUUGCUUCUGCUUUCUAUGGUGGGAAAACUAAAGAAUGCUGAAAUUUCCUUAUGACUUGGAGCUUACUACAUCUCUUGAUAUGACUAGUUUCUGUUUACUUCAGGGUUGGUUGACACUCUAGGUGAAGAAAAGGAGAUGGGUGGCCAUUCCCAUAUGAAUUGCUGGGAAGAUGCGUGCUACAGAGAAGCGAAGAAUCAGAAACUGGAAAUCGAAGACCCAGAUGCUGGUUGCCCUGGAUCAGAUGAUGGAUGGAACUCUGCAGCAAAACCCAACUCCGACCUUGUCCUGGAUCCAACUGACCAAGGGGAGAAGAUCGUCUUUCCAUGGAUGGGGCUGGUUGCAAACAUCAAAACUGUAGUUAAAAAUGGAAAACCGGUGGGUGAAAGUGGCUCAAAACUCAGGGACGAGUUCAUACGAAAAGGCUACAAUCCAAUGAGGGUGCAUGCUUUAUGGGACUGGAAAGGUCACUCAGGGUUCGCCAUUGUUGAGUUCAAGAAGAGCUGGGAAGGAUACAGGGACGCCCUCAAGUUUGACAAGGAUUUUGCGCUCAUGGGAUGUGGGAAGGCUGAUGAUUUCAGCUCUUUAGUGAAGCAUGAAGAGAGACUCUUUGGCUGGAUUGCUCGAGAUGAUGAGUAUCAAUCCACUGAUGUUAUUGGGGCCUACCUCAGAAAGAAAACGGACUUAAAGAGCCUCUCAGACAUUGUAGCAGAUGGUGAAAGGAAGGAUUCAAAACUUGUGUCCUCCCUACAAGACGAGCUGACCGUUAAGCAUGGGCACCUUAUGGAGAUGGAGACCAAGUAUAAAGAAGCUUCGGUGUCGAUCAUUGAGUUGGUUUCUCAAAAGGAUGCUAUGAUUGUGUCAUACAAUGAAGAGAUCAGGAAGAUGCAGCAAAUUGUGCAUAAUGAUUUCAACAAGAUACUUGUGGAGCACCAGAGAGCUAAGCACGAAUUGGAAGCUCGAAGAACAGAAUUGGAGCAGAGUGAGAAGCAGUUGCGAGAGAGGGAGGCUCAUAAUGAAAAUGAGAUAAAGAAACUCCAUCAACAGAAAGAAAUGAACAAGAGAGCAAUCUUGGAGCAGAGGAAUGCAGAUGAACAAUUGUUCAACUUGGCACAAGAACAUCAGAGGGCCAAGGAGGCUUUGCACAAGAAAGUUAUCGAGUUGCAAACCCAACUUGAUGCUAAACAAGCGCUGGAGCUAGAGAUUGAACAGAGGAAAGGUGCAUUACAGGUUCUGGAACACUUGGAAGAAGGUGAAAGCCCUGAAAUCCGUGAGAUGAAGGAAAAGCUGGAGGAGAAGGAAGACGAGCUGGAAUACUUGUUUGCCCUGAAUCAAACUCUUAUGACCAAGAACGAAAAGGUUGAGCAAGAACUUGGGGCAGGUCGCAAGGAGUUGAUCAACGGGUUUCAGGGCAUGGUAGCUGCUGGAAGAGCGACCAUUGGUCUCAGGAAAGCGCUGAGAGGGAAGAGCAAGUUGUCAACGGAAGAAGCAGAGCUCUGGCACUUGAAGGAGGACAGAGAGGCAACAGUGGUGGAGGGAGUUGAGUACAUCUUGAGAAUCUGGAAGCGGCUUAAAUAGGAAAGGAAGAUCUGGCACUGGCAGAGCAUAUAGGAACUAUAGAAAGUAAUGGCUUCGAGGAAUCAAUACAGGUGGUAAGUAACUAGUUAGACGUAAUCCAUUUUGAAUCAAUACAGGUGGAAUGGAAUAUCCAUAUACAGGAUAUAGGAACUACAGAAAGUAAUGGGUUCUAGGAUCCUUGCUCGAACGUUUUUUGGUUUCAGACUUGACAGGGUUAUGACUUAUGAGAAGCAAACUCUAUGAGAAUUGACAAGGUUAUGAGAAAGCAAACUCUGCUGGUAGUGUGGCUACUAUUUAGGGGUCGUUUGGAGAACAAGAUUUGGAUCGUGGAUUUAUUGAAUCCAUAGAUUUAGCAAAAUGUUAUGUUUUUUUGCUACUUUUUGUAUCGUGGAUUGUAACUUUAGAGAUUGUAAAUCCAUAAAAUCUAGAGAUAUCCAAUCUCUCAUAAUUAGAGAGAUUCUACAUCUUGAUUUUGGAGAUUUUCUCCCUCCUAUUAUAUCUCUUGUUUUUUUUUUCAUUUAUCCCAUUAAAUACCCUUACCAAUAAAUUCUCAAUAUUUUUCGAGCCAAUCUAAUUAUUUUGGUUAAGGAUAAACAUGUUAUGUGAUUAAAAAAAUAGAAUUUCUUUUUUCAUUGGAUGUUAACAAUCAUAGUUACCAAACAAUGAACAUUUUCAAAUCUUUUUUCAACAAUCCAGAGAGUUAAAAUCUUUGGAUUGUCUAGAAUCUAGAGAUUUAGACUCCAAUUCUCCAAACGAGCCCUUAGUAUUUACUAUUUACUUAAACAUGGAACAGAAUUGAGUUGCAGUGUUGGACUGUAUUCUGGACUAAGAUAUUUGUUGAUGAAUCAUGUUUCUAGUUUUAUCUCUCGGGGCUCCCUGAUUAAUGAUUAUUUUGCUUCUCUACAAGUAUUUCAAGUUUUAGUUUGAUUGAGGAAGAUUUUGAUAGUCAGAAGACUGUCCAUUUGCUAUGGACUUUUAGUACAAGUGUCAUCUUUUUUUAAAAAAUCUACUUGAUAGUUGGAUAUUGUUUUUUUACUAGUUAGCGCUUAAUUGAUAAUCGAUAAUUUUUUAGUGAUUCGGUUUUGAAUAUUUGUAUUUGUUUUUUUUAAGAAUGUAUUUUGCUCAAUAGAUAGCUUAUUAGUUGGCAGGUGGUCGCCUUGAUCUCUGUUCGUUUUUUAUAAUAAUACGGAAACUAAUUCAACGAAAAAAAUUAAAUUAGCGAUAACUACUUAUUAGUAUAACCACAAAAUUUUAGGCUUUGACUAAGGGAAAAAGUUCCAAUAUUCAAAAUUAACCAAAGUCUCAUGUGAAAAAUGUAGUUAAGUUGUUUGAAUUAUAUAUCUGAUUAUAUGUCAACUUAUAAACUAAUUAGUUUACAUUUCCCUUGAUAGUGAAUGGUGUACAUCAUAUAAAAAUGGAACUCUAAA
Linum trigynum is the source of this 4117-nucleotide messenger RNA. The record is from the annotation of a GenBank genome assembly. NCBI's taxonomy places the organism in Eukaryota, Viridiplantae, Streptophyta, Magnoliopsida, Malpighiales, Linaceae.